UUAUUUUCUCUCAUGUCGCUCUCUCGAGCUUUGAAUCCAAUAAGUUGUUGUUUCCCCAGGUAAAGGUGUAUGACUUGGAUAUAUGUUACCUUUCGUUGGUGGGACCAUUCAGCUGUCAUUGUCAACCCUUAAGGGUACCGUGAAGUCGACGUACGAAGUGUGCUGAGGUCAGGCCAUAGGAACACUUUAGUUAGCAGUCUUGUUAUAAAACUGACAGUCACAGUGGAUUAUUAUAGAGUUAGAGUCUACUACUUAUUAUUAUUACUACACAGUGACAUUGAUUAUAAGAUUCUUGCUAAAUAUUGCUUGGGAUAAAAACUAGCAGUAACUCAUUCUACACACAUCACAUCUGGAUAAAAUUAAAGUCAAUGGAUUCUUCUCACUUUGGUCAUACUGUCAAUCAAGAUGGUAUAGAUCUAUUAUCUAUAUACUUUACCGAUUUUUUUCUGUUUAGGAAAGUAUAAUUGAUGGCCAUGUAUUCAUGGAUUCCGUCAAGUUCAUUUUCAUGUUUGGGAUUAUUGGACAAUGCACUCUUGACCUCCAUGGUGCAAUUUAGACUUUGAGGAGGAGUAAUGUCACAACUGCACUGAGACUAAAUAUUCAUUUCCUGAGAGACAUUUUUGAAUGUAUUGCGAAACCAUGGAGAAUUGAACUUGUGACAGUAUCGAGGCGUGCCAAGGGGAGGUCAGUGAUUGGCCGGGGUCAGCUCCCUUGUUGCUGCCAAGUACCGUCACUAUGAUGCGAUGGUUGAAAGACAAGAAAAGGGAGAAAAAGUCUGUCUAUGCGGGGGAGGAUGGGCGAGACGACGACUACGGAUUCGACAGGGAGCGACAGGCAUCCAAAUCGCCACCAUCCAAACGGCAGCUGCCUCCGACUCCUGCCGCCCCGGAGGAGAAGUCGCCACACAUAUACGAAGAGAUUCCGGACUUGUCUCUUUUCUCGAUUCCUGACAACGAGAAAGUUCUGCCUCAAAGCAAGUUAGGCAAGGGAAAGGCCGCUGCAGAAAAGAGGGCUCAGCCAUGGAAGCCCUCGAGCAGCCAGGCCUCUAAAUAUGAUUCGGACAUCAGCCCGUACAUGGUGGUUAACGUGGACAAGGAAGUCCGCCAAACACCAACGGACUUUCACCGGAACGGCACCCCGGAGGUUCACUGUGAUGUCAUCGUCAAGGACACCCACUGCGAAAUUUUGAUGACCCGGAAACCGAAAGUGACCGCUCUUCGUCUUGACAGCUCGGCUUUCGCAGGUGGCGGAGCUGACAGCAAUGGCGGCACUUCCGGUGUCCGAAACAACACACAUUUCUGCUCACGAGACAGGCGGGCCUCUGUCGAUGUGCACAGCUCCGGGAAAAUGUCCGCUUUUAGUUACUCUGCAUUUUCAUCAUCCUCGAAGAAUACCUCCACCGGACCCCAGUCUUCGCAGUCAAUGUCCAGCUUCCAAGAACUGCAGAACCAGGAAGUGCCAGAAAAUGACGAAUCUACCGCCAGUGGCGUUUCUCCGUAUACGUGCGCUAGUAACUUCAUCCCAAGAACCAAAUUAACAUUUCAUCCUCUGGGCGGAAAAGACCCACGCAAAGAAGCUUUCGGAAGCGAUUGCAGUGACGAUUCUCACACCGUCAACCUUGCCCGGCUUCGAGAGGAUGCCGCCAGCUCUGGAACCAACGGUGUCAGCUACUCGUCGAUUCAGGAAAUGUGCAACCCUUCGAAAUGCGUCACUUAUUCUUCAGUCGUGGAGCAGAAUACCUCAGGGCUGGCGUGUGGCAAGUUUGACGCUUCAUGUGAAAAACAGUCAGCUUACAAAUACAGUGAUCAACAUCUUUCGAAUGAAAGCUUUCCAAGAGCCGGUUUCAUAAGGCCGCCCAGUCCAUCAAACAGUUCUUCGUGCACUUAUGCUUCCGUCACUUUCCCAGCAGAGCCAAAAAUAUACAACACAAUACAAGAUCUGGACCAUUCACCCGAUGAAAUAACUGCUAGGGCACCUGAUGUUGUCUAUUCCGGUGUAGCUGGUGCAUUUGACGGCAACCUGAAUAACAGAAAUUCCACGCAACUAAAAUGUGGCUUUACAAGAGGUCUGAGCCAGGACAGUGCUUUGAACAGGCCAUUGAAUACUGAACAGGAACUAUUCCCUCCACACUCGGUUUUAGUAUCUGACUCGCGUUACAGAAGAAGCCUUGACCUUGACUUUUGCUCCUGUUCAGAUGAGCAUUCAUCUUCUUGUGGUUGUGCCGAGUCAAAGAACAGCAAUGAUGAUGAUGUCUCUAGCGUUGCUGGAACAGCAAGUGAUGGCCCGAGCUCUUGCAAAGGGUGUGGGCGGCUCAUUCGACAAAUUACUUACUCGGAGUCAUUUUCUGACGAGACGUAUGAGCAUGUAUACGCCUCUAGGCUGCUCAUCAGAAACAGGCGUGGGAAUAACUCAGAACGCUCCUUCAUGGAAACGCCUUCUCUCUCCGAGUUUCCCAGUGCCUCGAACACCAGAAGUCCAGACUUUAUUUUGGCCAUGUCUAGGGAUGAUUACUGGGCAUUAUCCAGGAGUGAUGACACCUUACCUCCAGCUUACGGUGCUCGCGACGACAACGGAUUUGUCAGCAACUAUGGCGAGUCCAUGAGCUUGAAGAGAAGAGACUCUGACACAUCCUCUUAUCGUAUUUUCAGAGACUCUAAAGGACUCUCGGUUGAAUCGGCAUCGAGCCAUAGAUCUUUCAUGCGUCAGAACACAUCUCCUGUUGCAAGUGAGACCUCAUCAAUGUUCUGUAGUUUGAGAGCCACUGUAAGCACGAGUUCUAUAUUCUCAUCUAGACCAGCACGCCUUUCAAAUACUAACGACUCAUUGACUAAAACCCAUGAGAUAACUCCAAGCACUGAAAACCAUGAUUCAGCUACUAAUAAUAACUUUUCUGAGCCCACUUCUUGUCCUAAACUUUCUCCCUCCUCAGAACAAGUAACGUUCCCUAAAGAAACUUUCGAAUCUAAUCCAAAAGAAUAUAAUAUCGAAUCUUUAAAGGUAAGCGCACAAAGCUCCUGCCAAAUUGACUCCAAACCAAACGCAUUAUCUGGCAUUUUUUCAAAGUUCACUAGAGCCAAAACACCCAAAAUCCCUAAAUACGAAUCCAUUGAUAUUAGUAGUCCAAUUAGUCCUGUGUAUAGUCAAAUUAACGACAAUGAGGUUCGAACUGUCGAUGUAUCGGUGGCUAAGGAUGACAAUGCAGAUAAAAAUGUAAAAAAGUUGUCCAAGUUUUUCCAGCGACUGUCCAGCAAAGAGUGUUUGAAAUCUACUGGCUACAAUUUUCAGACAUCUUUAAGAUCAGAGGCUGAAGUGGACCAGCAAACAAAAGGUACCAAAGUAGCAGUUGAAACUGGCCAGUCGUAUUCAGAGGACAGGGUUAUUAGCCUCCAAAAGGGCAUUGCUAAUCAUUCCUCUAAUGGAUAUAAUGAUGCAUUGAAUGCAUGGGGCAGCGAAGAUUGUCCCGUUGGUGGUCAGUUGCAAAAAGUCGUAUCUCAGACAAAACUUUCAUCCACCUGUUCGCCAGAAAUUCUUAACCUGGCCGCUAUCGCCUCUGAUGUCCAGCGUGAGGUGACCAGGAAUGCCUGCACCAGCGCUUUCGACGCCAUGUCCGCGACCAAGCCUCAGGCCAAUACGGACAGCGGAGACACAUGCUAUGAAUACGACAUGAGCACGUCCAGCGAGGGCGAGCAGGCCAGUUACGACUACUUUUUGUCCAAAGUCAAGAAGACACUGAACCUUGAACGUGAGGCCAAGCAAGUCGGCGAUCCUAGCCAGACCAGGAAGCGGCUACUCUGUAAAAACUGUAAACGAGACGAUCAGCUGGCCUCGGUGGAAACUGUAGAAGCCGGCGCUUCUGGAAGCUCGUAUUUCUUUUGCCCCCACCUGUCGGCUAAAUUUGGUGACCUUCGAGCCAUUCUAGCUGACCUCGUGGUGGACCAGAGGGCUGCCAUACUGGAUUGUUUGACAGACUAUGCUCAAGCCCCAUUCAGUUUCACUCCAAACGCCAUAGAUAACCAUUGCCGAGAUUGCGGGUUCGAAGUCUUAGCUUCCGACUCUGAGUCGUUGGCCACAAUCUACACCCUGCUUUCCCAUCCUCUGAAUUACCCAGCGGGCCACACGCCGAGCUGUGAUUCUGAUGAGGGAACAAUGGCAGAUAACUCUUGCGAGUCGGCAGAUGAAGUGAUUCACGGCGACAAAGUGAGCAACUCUCCGAAGAUUGUCGUUGCUGAUCCCGAGCACCAAGCGCCGCCCAGAGCGAGAAAGAAAGACAAAAAGGAGAAGAAGAGUACUCCCCCCUUGACUGAAACGCUCUCAAAAGAACAUCUCACCGACAAAUUGAAACUAUCUGAAGGGCUUGUUCAUUCCAAGGAUACUCAUCCGAGUCAUUCACAUUCUUGUCCCUCAACAUCCAACGAUUUACUGAAGAACAAACACAAUACGCAUUCCGCGUCAACGGCGCGUAAAAACGGUGGAAAGAAAAGCAACACAUGUGUACCUCUAUUUACAUCCGAUAAGCAGCCCUCGGAAUUGCCCGUGGAUAGGGUAGACCCCUCGAAAAGUUGCCCUCUCAGCAAAUCUAAGCCUGGUAUUAUGUCCGAUAAAGCCAUUCAAGACAUAUAUUGUCCACUCCCAUCAAAAGCCCUUUCUCUCCUCACAUCCAGGAGCUACACCCACCCCGCCGGGACCGCCUGCGUUUGCGGGGAUCGACUUUAUCACGCGUCCCCGACAACCAUGGCCGCCUACCUAGCGACCAGGGACUCUGGGAAAACUCUGCCACCCACUGCGGACGUGGACGAGAAAACAAUGGUCCCCGCACCGUCCUGUCCCCGUGUGUACCACGCGAACAAUGGCGAUGAGGUCCCUUCGGUGCAAAGCCAUUUAGGGCACGAAGUCUUAAGUUGUAACGUGGAGUUUCCCCAACACAAAAGGGAGAAAGACGGCAGCGGCGAGCGACGCAAAUUGAGUGUGAACGCCGAAAAUAAAAUUGCAGUCCCCGGCGUGAAAGAGCCUUCCAUGUCUUCUAUGAAUACGACUACACAGGGGAACGAUACAAGAGACGGGCAUCUGACGAUUGCGAUCCACGGAGCCGCCCUGUCUGCGCUGGAUAAGUGUGCCCCAUCAAUUAUCAAUGCCAGCCCUAAGAAAAGUUUCAGCCCAAAACGCCAAUCCCAUUCAACUCGUUCAGGCUCGCCGGUGAGCCAAGACAAGGAGUUUUAUGAGACCGCCGCGACACGCAAAAGUGAGGCCAAACACGCGAUUGACAAAGGCAUGGGAAAAGAUGGCACCGCCUCGCACGGCCACGAGGGAAACACAGUUGACUCUGAUUUGUGCAUGAAGAUGAAAUUAAGCCGCAAACAUCGGUUAGAACUGGCCGCUUUGGACUUGUUGCCAGAGACUGCCCUGUGUGGAGAUAUGGACCAUGAGGUGGCCGAGGUAAGCGCGCACGAGUUCAAAUCCCGAUCAGUGAAGCCUAAAAGAUCAAAAGUGGUGGAAAAGAUGGCGCAACUGUUUGAAGGUCAGGGUCAUGAUCUCGAAGGAGAUGCGCGCAAACAAAGAGCUCGUUCAAAUGAUGAACAUACUAAAGUAGGCAAUAAUGAAGUCCAAAAUACAGAAUUGGUGAAAAGUUCUUUGUCAAUCGCUAAAACUUUAGGAGGUAAUGAAAUCUCAUCUCUUGGUAAAUCCCUGAAUGUCUCUGAUUCUACUAGAAGACGCCAUCGUGGGUCCGAUGAAAAUCAUUUGAGUCGUAGAUCUGCUAAAGUACAUUUUAACGACAAGUCGUCUGCUGUGUCAGAUGAACUCAAAUCUGAACAGUUGGUCGUCUGUGAAAUUGAGCGCUUGGAACAUUGUUAUGCAGGAAAUAGUAGAGACAACAGCACAACACGUUUCGAUACAUUCAGUGAAGAGAGGACCGAGGCCCGACAAACUUUAUCACCACCCCCUUCGUCCUCCGCCUCUACGUCUUCCACGUCAUCCCUGUCGAAAAAGAAAACUGGCGGGAAACACAGGAAGCUGAACAAAAAAUCUCACAAGAAGCGCAGCAGAAGUCGGUCAGAGCGCGGCAAAGGGCGCUCAUCAAAAGGGGAGAAAACUCUUUACUAUCUCAGUUCUGACUUAUCGGACAUUGACGUUGUGGAGGUCGAAGACUGGGAGACGUACGCCAAGGCGAUGGCGCCCCAGCAUCCAAAAAAGCAUCUCCCGCAUGAAGCGCCUACGACAGACACCGCCGUGUACAAUGAUGUGAGUUCGGCCGACUCGAAAGUUGGCUUGAAUUCUGCACUUGUAGCCGAAGACGGCUGCUGCGGAUUCGAUCAUGAGUGCGAAAAUGAGAUCUACGCCCUGCCUCCUAGCUCCUCAGAGAUUCGCGGCUCCAGAGCACAUCAGCAGGGGAGCGCUGGCGAGCAAAGCCCCGAGCUGCCCAAAGCCCGAAAAGGUCUGCGCACUGAUGUGUAUAAGACAGUUAGGAGCAACAACAAACUUCUUUCGGACGUCAUCAUCAGGAAUUAUGACAUGCAAGUUUAUGGCAAUGUUUAGUUCUUCAAAUACCAGUUCUUAAUGAUGUUUCUCUGUGCCUUUGUAGUGCUAAUGAAUAUUGGGAUAAAUUGCAUUCGAUCUCUACGUGCACGAUGUCCCUAGAAGAUUCAUUGUUACACCUGAAUAUCUAAUACAUUGUUUUAGUUCCCCAUCUCGUUCUGUGGCCCAUUCCUUUUCAGCUGAUCUGUUGAUAGCAUCAGAUUAUGUUCUAAUGAUCAGCUUUAAAUUCUAUUUUUUUUUUUUGUAAACAUCAUUUACAGAUUAAGCUCCCGAAUAAAUGUUACUGUUUAGUUUUAGCGAUUAGGACAUCCGCUUUCUGUGGACAAAAAAUACUUUGACUUAUAGUGUGGACAGAAAAGACUUCAUCAUAUACUGUGGACAGAAAAGACUUCAUCAUAUACUGUGGACAGAAAGACUUCAGCUUAUACUGUAGACAGAAAAGACUCCAGCUUAUACUGUGGAUAGAAAGACUUCAUCAUAUACUGUGUAUAGAAAAGACUCCAGCCUAUAGUGUGGGCUCAAUGACGUUCUGACUAGCUCUUCCAUUGACCUCAAAGUGAUCAAGAUGUAAAUAUGUUUUGUUCAAUGCAUCGCUGUCACAGCUCGUCUGUGUCGUAACAAGGAAGCAAUUCGUUAUUGAACUAAGUAAUGAAAAGACCGACCUGUUUGAGAAUGUUUUCAUUGAGCACAACACAUGUGAUUAGACAUUGGAAUGCUAGAUCUAGUGUUAACUGCUAAAUGUUUGGAGUGACAAAGAUAUACAUGCCAUCUCCCCCCCCCCCCACGCUGACUAUGCAACCCUUUACACUGUCAUAGAGGUAGGGGUGGGUGGUUCUUAAAAACGUUUGCAAUUGUCUGGUUAUUGUAGCGAAUUAACACAAGAGAAGUUUUGUCUUUACAUUCCAGUCUAACUUGACGUUCCAUGUUCUCAUCAUUAUGUUUGAGGGUUCCAAUGACUCGUCCCAUAUCUGAGAUAAACAGUUGUAGUCAUCAAACCAGCCAACUCUCCCUAAAGUGUUUCUUCUAUAGCGAGUGUUUUGGGACAAACCUAGUAACAAAUUUAGUGAUUUCUUGUUUGUUUGACACUUUUGUCUUUUAAAGACAUUAAUUAGCUAGGAAGUUUUCUUUUUUUUUUUCAUCUUAAGUAUUUUUUUUUCAAGUUAUCAUUGUAUUUUAAAUUUUUUCUUAAGAAUCUUGUGACUUCACUAUGUUUACUCUUGUAUCUGAUCUGAAAUGUAUAAUGUGGCACACUUUAAUGUAUUGCCUUUAUAAUGUACAUUAAAUAAUGUUGACUGAUCUUUAUCUACAUAUGUCUUUGUACAAAAGAUCUGUAUAAGUUCAAGUUCUCUUCCUGUUAUGGUUGUUAGCAAACAUGCAUGUAUCAGCAGCAUUGAGAUGUGUUCUUACUAGGUACUAAAGUAAGUCAAGUUUCCCUUUCAGACCUUGUGGUCUCUAGGGCAGAUGAUAUGAAGGGCAUCUGUGGCCUACGGUUAAUGAGGAUGUCAUGUGGCCAGCACAAUGACCAACCGCCUUUACUUUUUCCCCAACUAAUGUCAGGUACCAAUUAGAGCUGGGUGGACUCAGAGCCGCCCAAAGAUCCCGAAAGUAAAAAUCCCAGUCUUCACCAGGAGUCAAACCCGAGACAUCCCCCGGUUCAGAAGCCCAACGUCUUGCCACCGCGCCUCCUACUAGGUACAAAGUCUAAAACUGGUUUUGCUUUUUUUGAGACAAUAAACUGGCUUAUUAAAUGAGAUGUGGAUCACUGAUGUCAUUAGGCAAAAAAAAACACGUCAUUUGUGACAUUGACGUCACACACGUUUUCAGUCCACGCACAUCAUUACACAGUUACACACACACAAUAAAAAGAUGCAGACUUAUACAAAUAUUACUUUUGCUAUAAAGUAGUUCUCAAAGGCGAUGCUGUUUUUCCUAGACCGACACUUCACCCCCCCCCCCCCCCGUUAGCUCUUAAGAACAUUUCGUGUCUUAAAUUGUUCACAUCCUGGGGUGCAGCCCUGAAUCUCGGUUGUGUUGCUGGCUCGCUUAAUUAUAAAAUGAUUGUAACUAAUUGCUUUGUUGUGUCAUGCAGAGCGUGGCGACCUCACAGCCAGUUUCAACUGGCUCUCCCCCCCCCUCACUAUAAAUAUGUUUAUAUGACUUGGUGUGUUAUUAUUGGUACGGUAAUAAGGUCAAACAUGUCGCAAUUAUUUUGUUUAAUGACUAUGGCGACUUUAUAGAAUAUCGAUGAAUGUAUUCUGAUUGAAAAAAUUAUAGAUCAAUAAAUUGUUUUAUUGGAUGUCA
Messenger RNA from Biomphalaria glabrata, 8832 nucleotides. RefSeq lists its product as uncharacterized. The record is from RefSeq and is a predicted model, not a curated record. The transcript is spliced from 3 exons. NCBI's taxonomy places the organism in Eukaryota, Metazoa, Mollusca, Gastropoda, Planorbidae. Bases 736 to 6531 code for a protein of 1931 amino acids.